AUGAAGGAGGGCUUCCAGGAGGAGUCAGAUUCCCAGGUAGGCUUUGAAGGCUACUGCAUGAACCAUUGGCAAAUCUCAGGCUUAGACAGGAGAGAAGGGUACAGCACAUGGGAGCCCGAGGAGCACAUCUUGGAUCCCCGCCUUGUCUUGGCUUAUGAGGAGAAUGGUCCAACGAAGCUCUCCCCCUGUCUCUGUCUCUCCUCCGUGGCUGUGGUAGGUGGUGACCCGACGGAAGGGGGCCCCCCCUGGAUCCCCACGCACCCCCCUUCCGAAGUGACGGUGACCGAUAUCACAGCCAACUCCAUCACCGUCACCUUUCGGGAAGCGCAGGCCGCCGAAGGCUUCUUCCGGGACCGGAGCGGGCACUUCUGA
Molecule: messenger RNA, 372 nt
Organism: Gracilinanus agilis (Agile Gracile Mouse Opossum)
Lineage: Eukaryota; Metazoa; Chordata; Mammalia; Didelphimorphia; Didelphidae
Gene: CBX7
Product: chromobox 7
Exons: 3
Coding region: 1-372 (123 amino acids)
Biological process (GO): negative regulation of transcription by RNA polymerase II
Cellular component (GO): PRC1 complex
Source: RefSeq, a predicted model, not a curated record